GAUAUAAUCAACGAUGAAAACAUGGCGUAUGUUGGUGGUUUAUUGGUGUAUGCAUUCGCGCUUUGCGGUUCGGUGAAGGCAGUUAAGAGAUAAACAAAAUGAACUGUCUCACGUGAAACUCAUGACCUCUUAAAAGUGUAGUUGUUAUUGAUUAUAAUUCUCGGAUGUGUUGUUUUGCUUGAAAAUAGGCCAUGAGAAGUGGACUAUCGCGCUGUUUAAUUGUGUCUGCGACAAGACCAAACGGCAAGUGUCACAAUAAAUGCCACCUUACUUUGGCCUGUAAUACGGGGGAGUUAUCUUCUUCCAGGUAUCAGGCGGUUGUGGGAGGAUCUGGUGUCCAUCCCAGGCGUGACGAAUGCCUCCUUUAUUGACGUCCAUGGAACAAAACACACUGACGGCUUACGGGAACAGCAAUGGCCGAGACGACUCAUGUAGCAGCGGUUCGACUCCGAAUACCAUCAGCACGGCCCAGCAGACAAGUAACCACAACAGUCCUGUUAAACACAAGGCUGAGGGUUCGUUCAACAGAAAAUCUAACGAUUCCGGCAGUAGCUCACUUUCCAAAAAAAGUGCUUCGUCCUUAUGGACUGCGCUGUACGACUACGAAGCCCAAGGGGAGGAUGAACUCAGUUUGCGGAGAGGGGAAAUCGUGGAGGUUUUGUCCAAGGACUCCAAAAUAUCGGGUGAUGAGGGUUGGUGGACGGGUAAGAUAGGUGACAAAGUAGGGAUUUUUCCAGCAAAUUUUGUCAGUGAUGAAUACACAAUAGACAGGGUGAACAGUGUAAUAAGAGAUAUAAUUCCUGUAGAAAUAGAAUUUUCGGAGCUUGAGUUGGAAGAAGUGAUAGGUGUAGGAGGGUUUGGAAAAGUGUACCGUGGCUUUUGGAACAACCAGGAGGUCGCAGUUAAAGCUGCGAGGCAUGAUCCCGAUGAGGAUAUCAGUGUGACCCGUGAAAAUGUGCGACAAGAAGCGAAGUUAUUCUGGUUGCUGAAACAUGAGAAUAUUGUGGCACUGGAGGGCGUGUGUCUUCAGUUGCCCAACUUGUGUUUGGUUAUGGAAUACGCUCGGGGAGGGUCUCUCAACCGUGUGCUUGCAGGUCGUAAGAUCCGACCUGAUGUUUUAGUGGAUUGGGCCAUUCAGAUAGCACGAGGAAUGAACUAUCUUCAUAAUGGAGCACCUAUAUCACUCAUUCAUCGUGACCUCAAAUCUUCAAAUGUUCUUUUGAGUGAACCUAUUGAGAACGAUGACCUCCAGUUCAAAACGCUCAAGAUCACCGACUUCGGUCUGGCGCGUGAAGUGUACAAAACAACCCGCAUGUCGGCUGCGGGCACCUAUGCCUGGAUGGCGCCCGAAGUCAUCAAGACAUCCACCUACUCAAAAGCCAGCGAUGUUUGGAGCUACGGCGUGCUGCUGUGGGAGCUGCUGACGGGGGAGACGCCCUACAAGGGGAUCGAUGCCUUGGCGGUGGCCUACGGGGUCGCAGUCAACAAGCUGAAGCUACCCAUCCCCUCGACCUGCCCGCAGCCCUGGAGAGAGCUCAUGGAAGCGUGCUGGGAGUCGGACCCGCACCGGCGGCCGUCCUUCGAGGAGAUCCUGGUGGCGCUGGACGGCAUCGUGCACUCGGCCUUCACGCAGACGCCGCACGAGAGCUUCCACACCAUGCAGGAGAACUGGAAGGUGGAGAUCGAGGAAGUGCUUCACGGCCUGCGCAUGAAGGAGAAGGAGCUGCGCUGCCGCGAGGAGGAGCUGACGCGGGCGCAGCUGCAGCAGAAGGCGCUGGAGGAGAACCUGCGGCAGCGCGAGCAGGAGCUGGCGGAGCGCGAGAUCGACCUGCUGCAGCGAGAGCUGCACAUCAUGAUCAUCCAGCAGCAGACGCCCACGCCCAACAAGCGCAAGGGCAAGUUCAAGCGCAGCCGCCUCAAGAUGCUCAAGAAGGAGCCCGGCCAGAUCAGCUUUCCCUCAGACUUCCGCCACAAGAUCACGGUCCAGACGUCGGCGGACCGCAAGACCCACAACGUGUCGAGCCCGAAUAGCCCUCCGGGGUCUCCCAACAUUCCCCGGCUGAGAGCCUUUGCACUGCCGGCAGACGGGGUGAAGGGCAAGACGUGGGGCCCCAGCACUUGCCACCAGCGGGAGAGGGGCCAGAUCAUGACCCGCGUGGUGGACGGGCAGAAGCGCUGGAGCAAGUCCGCGCCCAACCUAGAGAAACAGUCGGGCGGCCAGCGAGCAGCCGCGCUGCACGACAUAGAUGGGGACUGGCCCCCGGACAAGCCCCCAGUGUUCCCUCACCCCCCACCCGUGCCGCUGCCGGGGCUGUACAACGGGGUCCCGGACGCACGCAACAAGCAGAAGCUGUCGGCCAUUGAGCUGGCGCUGUACAACAUGGCUGCCAUGCUGGCAGGGGUGGCCUCCGGCUACGACGUGCGUCUCUCCAACGUGAUGCCUGUACACCCUCGGCUGCACCCUGGCAGGCAAGAGGAGGAGCAGGAGGAGCGACGCUGGUGGUUCCACGCGGACGGCAGCUCCCCGAGCGGCGGCCAGUCGAACCGCAGCUCCUACCUCGGGCCCGACUACGAGUUCACCAGCACGUCGGGCUACCCCCACAACACCUACCACGGACCAGCGCGCCACUACCGCCCGCUCAUCGGCGCACUGGAGGGUGACAAGCCCCUCAGGUUCACAGACUCCCCGCAGCACGCCUCCCCUCGCCGCAAGUCUUCCAGCACCAGCAACGAGAUGCCAGAGUGUUCGUAUCCUCCCCCACCUCCAGCCCCUUCUGGUGGAUUCUACUCCGAGUAUCUCGCGUUGUAUCCCCCGGAGAUGCUGAGGACAGACCUCGCCAUGUACCCGUACCCCCACGCCGACUACACAACCCUGCAGUAUCCCGAGUUCCCCGGCCAGUACGCGGCCUACGACAACCCCAGCUCGACCAACAGCGGGACGCGAGCGGCCGCCAGGUACUCGGGCCAUCGGCGCACGCCUUCCAACGUGUCCAACGCCUCCUCCAACAACGGCAGCUCCAACGUGAACCCCAGCUUCCGGCUGGAGGACGAGCUGGAGUACUCGCAGUACGCCACGCCCACCCACCAGUACUACCAGCCCCGCGACUACGCCACUCCGCCCCCCCAGUACUUCUCCAGGCAGAACUCGUACGACUCCGGCUCCUCGGACCGACCGGGGACGCUGGAGGUGGGCGGCACCCGCUUGCGGUCCAGCCUCAAGAAGCACAACUACUCGCCGGCGGCGGGGGCGAGGUCCCAGGGAGGCCCUCCCUCGUCGGGCGGGGCCGGGACCCCCACCAACCCCACCCCGCCGGACAGCCUGACCAGCGAGGACAGCAGCUACGUGUCCGCGAAGGAAGGCUCGUACUCAUCGGCGUCGCGGGUGCGGUUCUCGCCGGUGACGAUGGCGGGGGAGGCGGCCCGGGAGACGCUGCUCGACAUCCCGGUGCACGGCCAGAGCCAGGACGCCACGGUGCCCCUGCAGGCGGUGGCGCGGCGCGUCAGGCUGGGAGGGGGCGAUGCUUGCAAGGGCCGCAAGCCCUCCAUCAGCGAGCUGGAGCGGGAGUUUCUGUCAUAGUGCAGGUGGCGCUCCAGGGCUCGGUCUUGCCGGUCAGAGCUCCAUUUUUUACCCACCUGUCAAACCAUGUGAAGAAUGCAUUUAUGCUGGCUGGCAUAUGGCCUAUUAAGGAAAGAUCCUAGUUUCAUACAUAUUCAUGGUUGUUAUAACUACUUUCCAAACUUUUUAAUUGCUCUAUUUUUAUUUUAUUAUAUUAUACUUUUCUAUUGGUACCUUGAAAAGUGUUUUAGAAGUGUUAACAAUCAUGUGCCAGAAAACAAAAAAAAAAAAAAGAUCUUAAUAAGUAUAUCUCAUGUACAGCCAUACAACCAAUUGAAAUGUGAUGUACAGUACUUUAUGAAGGUUGAACUGACAAUUUUCUGACUGUAUUUUUGGGCAUUGUUCUGUUGUUUUUGGGGGCAAAGCUAGAACCGCAGAGAUUGGAUCUCCUACUCUGUCGGUUACAAGCAAUGGGGAACCAGGGCCAUUGCAUUGGCCAUGAUAGCCAGCCCUCGCUGGUCGCGAGAUGCGUUGUGGCAAGACCGAGCCCAAGUGGGUAUCAUUAACUGUAGCUUGCCAUCUAGGUAUGUACUGCACAUGUGAAGUGUUCCUCACACCUCUACAUUAUCUUGAAUAAUGGAACAUUCUUUAUUACCUACAGUAUAAUUUUGCAAUAUGUGUGAUUUUAUUUUUAAAUUUUAAUCUAACUGGGCCAGUAUUUUCUUGUGUCCAUUUUUGUGCACUUAAAAGCCAAGCGUUUCUUAUGGUUUUUGUUUGGAUAAACUGCAUGCGAGAUAUUAUAUUUGCUUACUUGUUUUUAUAUUUUGUGUUUGUGCUUAGCUUUCCUGAUAAUUUUAAGAAUGCAAUUUAUUAAAUUUCAUUAGAAGUUUUUUGUUGAAAAUUGUUUUUAGAUUGAAAUUAUAUUUAUCAUGCAACUGUGAAAUGGCUGAAGGCGUUUAGGAGGUUGCAGAUAGCAGUAAUAUUCUUUUUUCCUAAAGAAAGGAGUCCAGAAGUUACUGCCAGUAAAGGUGGUUUAUAGAUAUGCAGGUUGCAAUAAACAUAUGUUUAAUAUUUUUCCGUAUUAAUUUUCUAUCUGCUAUUUUUCGUGUAUUUUUAGGGCUCUCAGAUUUUUUAUAUGCUGUCCAAAAUGUUUGUCCAUGCAGACCUUUUCUUUUCAAAUGCAAUAUAAAAGUCCCAGAGGUGGUUUUUGAAUGUUGAUUUCAUUGUCGUGUCAUAGUAAGAAAUGGAGUCUGACGUGAGACCAUUUUCAUAAAUAUGUAUCUGUUGUCCAGUUCAGAUGUGAACAUACCUUUUUGAUGUGAAUUUUUUUGAUCUGCCCUAGAAAACCUUUGGGAAGUGAAUUUGUUGACAAUAUAUUUAAAAGAGGCCACAGUUAAGGGCGAUAGGGCGAUAAAUAAGUGAUCUGCAUUCUCCGGAUAGUCGGAAGAGAUGCCAGAGCACAUACACAUUACUGGAGAAACUGAAUUACAUCCUUGGAAACAAUCUGAUACGUUUUUAAAUCCAAAAAUUUUUAAACUGCAACAUUUAAUUUUGUUCCACUACUCUUCUUCAUUAUUCCUUCGUUGGUAUCUCUUAUGAUUUAUUUCUUUUACAUUUAUUUUUCUGCAUCAGCCAUUUGCUUGCUUGGUAUAUCUGUGGUAGUAUGAUGCUUCCUCUUCAGAAUGUGAGAGUCAAUGAAUAAAUAAAUAUAUAUAUUUACACUUGCAACAAACAUCCCAAUGUAAUGGUUGUACUUUUCAGACUUUGUGAAAAUUCUAUCAAACAUUUAUCUGUUAUUCUAUUUACCUUCUCCAACUUACCUCUGGCUAUUACAUUGUUUUCAGGUGUAAUGGCUGAGCUAAGUAACUAUAUGUCAGUUUUAGUUUUGUUAUCAGCUCUGCUUCAAGUGUACCAUGUCCACUUUGAGAUGUCAGAGUGAGGUACCAGGACUAGUUUCCCAGUAUAGUGUGAUAUAAGCUUGCCCCAGAUUACUAUAAUACAAUGUUGCUGCUCUUUCAUGCCUUAGUAAACCAUGACAAUCAACAACUAUCAUAACCAACUUAAAAGGUCAUUUUUGGCAGAUUGUCAAAACUUAUUUUAAUAUGUGAUUGACAGGAAAUGUGUUUAAGUAACAUUCAUGUUAAUCUAAUUGCUUAAGGGCUCCGCCUAUCUCGACACACAUAGAAUGUGCAAAGCUUCAGAAGGAACCACGCAAUUUGCAAAAAAAAAAAAGAUAUCAGAGAGUAAUUUAAUGUCUGUUUACGUAAAGCAUUUAAGAAUACGCUUAGGGUGGAUAAGUAAUUCUGUUUCUGGAUUUUGUUUUCAAACUGUUAGUUCGAUUAGAUUACGGAUAUGAAUACCAAAUUAUUCUCAAAAACAAAUAUUGAAUUCGAAUGUGAGAUUGAGAUUUAGAUACCCACUAAAAAUUAUUUUACAUUGUGUAACAAAUACAUAGGGAAAGAAAAAUAAAUGUGUAGUGUAGUAGCUUCUGGGAAAACAGUCAAAUAAUACUAAACUGAAAGUUAAGUUACGUUAAGUCAGCUACAAUAAUUAUACGUAAAAUGUUUCUUAAAAUAUUUAAAUUAUGAAAAACAAAAUUGGGUUUUUAUUUAUGCAGCUAACUCAACUAAGACCUUACCUAACCAACCAACCUUUUAUUUCAGUUCAUAGUUACAUUAUUUUCCAGAACCUGCUACUCUACAUAUUGAGCUAGGAAAUUUUUGUGAACCGCAAAAUAUAAUGCAAUUCAAUAAAUGUCACGAAAAACGUGAAUCUUUUUUAAAAUGCUGCAUCCCUUAUUAGUUAUUAGUGAUUGAGUGAACUCAUAUUUACACAUUCCAACCCUAGUUAUGUGUUUUUGUUGUUAACGGCAGCUAGGUAAACCAUAUUUUAGUUCAAUACUAUAAACACAAUUUCUUCUAAUUUCAUCAGGAAUCCGAAACAAUUAUUUACAUUUUUUAUUUUGUUAGUUAGCUGCAAGGUCUGCUUCGUCACAGAUUCACGUAGCAAGUAAGCUAUUAUUGUGUCACAUUGUGUUGGAUUGACCAAUGAACUAAAAUUCAUUAUUUCGAAGUGUUAAUAUUUGAGGUCGAAUCAAAUACGAAUAAUAAAAUAUUUGUAUGCAAAAAUUAAAAUAUUUGCACGUGCCUACUUUUUAGGCAUGAAUCACGCAGUACAGAUUCUUGAAACCACUCACGGGACUUGCAUUACACCUUUGCUGCUGAAAUCCCGUAGUUGGCCUGUGCACGACGAGAAGACUGCAUGCACUUAGAGGUAAUACCAUGCUCGAAGCACCAGCGAGCGUCACACUUAUCCUGCCACACUAACACAAACACACCCCUGACUAGACGGGCCCCUUAAUUUGUAGUAUUUUAAACCAAAAUUACAUAAGUACCACCAUGUUUGAUUGUCCCACAAAAGUAAUGAAUAACAUUAUGAAGUAUGUAAUGUAAGCUGGAUUUUUAAUUUACAUUUGCCUGUACAUAGGCAUGAUUAUAGUGUUCUGAUUGUGUUAUAACAAGUAUUACUCAAAAGAAAUUAGUACAUUUCUGUGCUCUUUAAAAUUGAAACUAAAGUUGCUAUGUAGCUGUCUUAGUAGGUCUGAUUUCUGGUUUCUCUAGAAUUUCCUUUUACUUCAAAUGCUAUUUCAAAAUUACUUAUUUUCAGUUGUGACUUGUUAUAACACACCAGUAAAAAACGAACAUUUAUUUUAAAUCCAAUGAUAAAGUUGUGAUAUUUAAACUACUAGUAUAUUAAUAGACUUAGGUUUUUUUUUUAAAAAGACAUUAUUGUAAUUUCCUUGCAAGGGCUACUUACAGGGGUGAUAUUUGGAGAAGCUAUUGGACAUUAUAACUAUCACGGUAGUCCACAAAAAUAUGUUCAUGCUCUGUCCUAAAGAGGAAAAAAGUAACAUUAAUGGGCACAUUGAGUGGAAAAUAAAUGAAUUUAUGUGACUCACAGGGAUAUCCAUCCACCUUAACAGAGAUGGGUCACCAAGGUUUCAAACUGGGUUUUUCAGUAGCAUCAUUUUCUGUGGGUUUCUCAGUUAAUAUUUUACAUCUGUGUAAUCUUGCUCUCUUUCAUGACUAGCAACAUAUUCACUGUAGUUGGCAUUGUUUGAGCAGUUUUAUAAAAGUACUUUUUAUUACUUUACUUAUUGGACAAGUUAUUCCAUGCAAUUCAAAUAUGUAUUCCAAUUUUACAAAAUAUAUAUUGUUUACACUUUCUGUUUUUAGAGAGUGUAAAUUUACUAUCCAUAUAUUUACAGUAUUAUGUUUUGUGUCUAUUUAGUUGUUAAUACAUAGUGAUGUUUAAAUUUUUACUGCGGAUUAAUUAAGUUUUAUUUGUGAAGCUUAAAUCAAUCUCCAAAGCAAAAUGCUCAGUUAUGAAUUCUCACAAGAAUGUUUAAAUGUUCGUAAAAUUACUCUUCCUGUAAGUGAAAUUUAUUUUUUACUAAGCAUGACUCAUAAUAGAUCCAAUGUGUGUGUGUGUGUAGGAUGUUCUCUACAGUUUUGCCAAUUGUAAGCUUUUCAUAUCAAUCAUUGACAAUACACAACAGUUCAAAUAUUAAAGCAUUAAUGUGUUGUAUUGUAAGUACUUGUGGAAUUUUGAAUAUCUUGGCACUAGGAAAUAUUGGCUUUCCAGUUACAAGUAGUGGGUUUUAAACCAAAAAAUGUUGUAUUGUAACAGUUCAGAAAACCGCUACGCUAUGCUAUGCUGUUUAGCUUUUGGAAUUUCAAUCAAACAGUUUGCAUCAAGCAAUCACUAUUACAUAUAUAUUUUUCACAACAUAUGUGCAGUAAAGUUAAAAUGUGCCACUCAUUUUUAUUGUGCAAUAUUAUCAGUCUAAUGUUUAAGCACAUAAUAUUCUUUUAAAAAUGAACUGAAUUAUUUGUGACUUCAAAAUAAUUGUAAUCAAAAAAACUGUGUAAUUUAAUUAUUCUGUAAAUAUAGUUUUAAGAGAGACUUUUUAAAAGUGACUAUUCAAUAGUAUUUAAAUUAUUGUACUUUUUUUUAAUGACACGUGGGUUGUGGUAUUUAAAUAACAAUGGCCCCUAAUACUUUCUGUACGUGGAGCGCAGAAACUCACUGUGGGAUAUGGGCCAAAAAAAGAGGGCAAAAACAUGUUCAAAGGUAAGUUUUUAGCUUGACUGAAUUUGUGACACAUUAAUUCCUGUGUUGCUCAUCAGUGAUGUUUUAACUAGUAAGAAAGCGAUGUCUUUUUAUGUGAUGUCCAUAUUUUAACGUAUUUUUAAUGUAUGUUUUCUUACCUAUAGCCAGAUUCAGCUGUCAUAAACUCCUGAUUAUCUGUAUUGUUCAUAUGUGCGCUGGUAUUACCGAUUUUAAAAAGUUUGAUACAUUGUUAAAAAAUGCACUGUCCGCUUCUUCCAAAACAUACGCCUAAUAUCCAACUUGACUAAUUCAAUCAGUCCUAUUUAGCAAUCAAACAAUUUUUUAACCAUCUUAAAUUUGUAAUUGCUGUUAUUCUUUCAUUUGCCAGAUAGAUUUUUUUUUUGUUGAAAAUUACAAAGAUUUUUUGUGUGAGAAAUGUUUCGGACAAUUCAACUAAGAAUUGAUCCUGUUACUCAUGUGCUUGAAGGCUUGAAGGCUAGGGUAAGGCUUGAGUGUUUUUAGACUAGUUAACAUAAAACUAUUCAUUCAAGGUUUUUUAUUCCAUCAAAACAUAGGUUAUUCAAAAAUCAAAUCAUUUAUGUUCAUGCAAGCCAAGUCAAUUUCUUUAUAAAAUGUGUACCUAUAAUUUUUUUUCAGGUGCUAGUACUUUCUCGGUAAUACACCCAAAUUAUUGGUUGCCGUUCACAUGCUAGGUAAUUACUGGUGUUAUUUUCUCAGAUAUGUGGUCAACAUAUCACAGUAAUCAAACACAAAGAUCCACCUUGUACCGCAUUGUAUCGUACAUCAAAAAACCAAUAGUAUAGCAACCUAACCCACCAGUGUACUGAGAUGGACUGAUGAUGUGCAAAUAGCAGAAUGCGGAUUUGUCUUUGCAUUAGGGGUCAAUGAGUAUUCAGAAUCUGUUUGAUAUUCUUGAAUAAUUUGAUCUUCGAUUCAAUAUUGCAAUUUUAAUAUUUUUUUAUUUUUCAUAAAAAACUUCAGAAAUUCAAACUGGGCCACAAAAAAAUUAAAUAAGAAUAGUGUGUGUAACAUGAAGCCAAAGAAGUUUUAUUGAGAUAUUCAGAUUUGUUUUCUAUAAGCUAUAACAUAGUACAUACAUGCUUUUUAUAUAUAACCAAUAAUAUGUGAUUAUAUCCAUAAAAAAUAAGAGUAUUUUGUAAUCAUGAUCAGUUUUAUUCACAAAACAUUUUUCAAUUUUUCAUGCAUUGCCCCCCCCCCCCCCCCUUUUUUUUUUUUUACUUUACUUUACUUUACUUCACUUCACUUCACUUCACUCUAAUAUGAUUCACACGCACACGCACACUUGAAUUAUAGACAAAUUUUUUUCUUGUACUCCUUUUGAGUGUUUGCUUAUGUUUGACUUAUAAAAGAUUUGAUAUAAUUUAAUAUGUUAUUCAAAUUUGAUUCAAAUAUAGAAAAGAGGAUUCGCAGAAGCCAAAUUAAAAUGUUUUAGAAAUGUCAGUUGAUAGAAUGAGAAAUUUCGAAUGGAAAACAUAAGAAUGUGCCUAGUGUAACUACUGUAGGCCUGUGCGAAUAAUGGAAAUUUCAAAUAUUAAAAUGGUUAGUUAAUAUUUGUAUUAAAUUUCAAAUAAUUAUACUUCAAAAAUAUUUAAUGUUCAAUUGUAUUGAAGUGUAAUAACCUUGGUUGGUGGUUAUACAAUACCCAGUUUCAGUAUAUUAAGAAUCCAUACAUUAACUGUCCAUACUUUUUUUUCAGCAUGUGCACAAUGAAAAGCAAAAAAGUUUAAGUUCAGAUGGUGGAAUAGUCUUUAAUAUUUUGAAAAUUUUUAAACAAGCGUGUAUAAUAAGUAUUGUGCAACUACCAUGAACAAAAUUUAAAAAAAAUUAAUAAAUUUAUUGCCGCUAUAUGAAAGCAAUGUUCACACUAUCAUAAAAAGAUUAAAAAAUAUAUACUUCGCUUCUGUGGCUAUUUAAAUGAGAUAUUUGUGUUCAGGAAUAUUUUAACAUUUGUAUUCAAAUUGGAAACCGAAAAACUGAUUUUCGCUGAAGCCUACCAUUCAGGUUUGCCUUGAACUACAAUUUUUUUGCAUGCUAGAUACAAUACACACAAUUCAAUUUUUGUUUAAUUGAAGAAGCAAGCUAAUGGGCCAGAUUCCCCAGUAUGCGUCGAUGUGCCAGAUUUAUGUACUGCCCGCAUAUAUAAUGUAUCACAGACUAUCAGUAUACACACACAUCUUGUAUAUUAUUACAUGCACUACGCUACAGUUACAUAAAUAACAUUACAUUCGGGGAGUGUGUUUUUAACAUAAUAUUUUAUAUUUAAAAUUUUGUUACUGUGAUACAUUUUACCAUUUACAAAGACAGUAAGUACCCUUUUUCCUGCACAAAAUACGCUUGACAUUCACAUAAAAAUUAAAUAGACAGUACCUGAAUAGUAUAGAAAUUAUAUCAGUUAUAGUUUACCUACUACUAUAAUUGAUUUAUAUCAACUUUUGUUUCUGGGUCUCAAUUUAAAAGUACGUAACCUUUACACAAGGAUUAUCUCAGAGGUUGGUUUAGCAUGAAUUCUUUAAAGGACUACUGGCUUUACUUGAACCAUAGGAACUGUUUACUUAUCACAGUUUAAAAAAUUUAUUUAACAGAGUCUGUAAAAGUUUAUAGUAAAUCAAUAUAUUAUUGUCCACAGUUUUUGAUUUACAACCAUUAACGUCCACUGGAUUACGUAUUUAUGUUACUCGGCAUCACUGCUAUAGGAGUUAUGCAGACUUGCCUUAAUGCAUUUACACACAGACUAUUCACGCCUACUUAGAUAUUAUUAGAUAUCUUUAUAUCUAUUUAAUAACUAACUGAAGCUCUGUUUAUUUUUCAUGGAGUCAUUUCAAACUGAUGCAUUUCAAAACUUUGUGGAUUCAUAAUAAAAAUAUCAACUUGCAGUUGAGCCCUAUUUUCGGACGAUUCUGAGAGUCCAUACAGUACACCGAUAAGAAUUUACUCGAUUCCAAACUUGAGUGCGUUGCAAGUUCCAAGUCAUAUAAUUUAUUGAGUGAUUGUAUUGUUUUUUUUUGUGAAGUUUAAAAAUGUAGCAAAUCAAAGCAAUGGAUUGAUUUUUUAAUGAACAAAUUUUUAUUUUUAAAGCAGUAUAUUUCAUGAUUCUGGGAUCAUCAUACUCUAACACUGAGUAAUUAAGCUGUUGUAACCAUACCAAGUAAUCUGUUAGCAGUUGAAAGUGGUUUUCAGGUUAAGGUAAAUUUUUCAGAAUUUGUACAUCCCUGGUUUUUAUUUUGGAAUCCAUGUAUGAUUGUUAUUUAAUGCGGAUUAGGCCUCGCCAUCUUUCAGUUUCAGUAAUUUUGAUAUCGUUUGCAUUAGAGCUUUGCUACUCAUUUUUUGUUUUGUUUGACAUGGCAUAGGAUUUAGCUUUCUUUGGCUACUUGUUGAAGUCAUUUGUAAAUUGGUGUGAUUAUCAUUAUAGUUAUAGUUGCCCGUUAUAAAUAAUAAGUUAUUUCCUCGCAGUGCUUACAGACUAAAACCUGUUGGUAAAGAUUUGCUUGCAACAAGGUUUUGAAGGUUGGGGAAAUAUGAAUUAUGUCUUGACAUGCCAAAAAUUAUUGGUAAAGAGUUCAAAUUUAGAUUUAUGGCAAAAAGAUGGCAAAAUCUAAGAUGACCUGGCCUAAUUCCUUUUAAGAAAUAGAAUUUAUGGACCAUGCAUUUGGAUCAGUGAUAAGGGGUGUUUAGUCAGAAACUGAAAAUAAAAUUGAUAUUAUCAUCUUUUUUUAUAGCUUUGGAUUCUGUGCAAGAAUUUUUGAUAUGUAUUUUGAAAGAAGUUGUAAAAUUCCUAAGCAAAGAGAGAAAUUUCCAAUCUUAUACAUAAAUAUGUUUCAGUUUUUUGAGAAUGCUUGUGCUUAUUUAGUGUAAUGGAAUUGGAAUUGUGGAAUGGAUUUCCACAAUGGAAUCGGUGGAGUUUCCGAAAAAUGUUCCUCUUCAGAUUGUUCACCAAAUUUAAUUAAACUAGUUAUAAUAAUGAUAUAUGAAAAUAUCUGUUAAUCAGGAGUUUAUUUUUAGAUUUCAGAAGAAGUUGUCAAUUUUUUUCUUUAUUAGUUUUUGGCAUGUGCAAUAAAAUACAUGUUUACAAUAUGUAAUGUGCAAUUGAACAAUUACUGUUUCACCCUUGUAUUUCUUUAUACGUGUAUGUGAAUCAGAAUUGACUUUUCCAUUCACCUAUAGAUUUCUGUAAUUUAUAUUCUGUAAGUUGUUUUGAAUGUACGUAAAGUACAUAAAGUAUUUGUAAGUUCCUUAAACUGAAUUUAUUUUACUUUAUUAAUAAUCAGGUGAGAUAUUUACCUUGCUCUACAUUCCUGGUAAAUCAGCACAUUCUUUGCCCUUAUAAUUUAUUGAUGAAUUUCAUGAUUUCUUUUUUUGGAGUUGUGUUUACAAGUUAAAGUUUUGUAUAAAUACCUACCUAAAGUAUGUUUUUUUGUCCAUUUCCCAUUGUAACUAUUUAUAGAGGCCUUGUCAUUCCAAAAGUAUUAUUAUCAGUAAUAAUAGUAUAACUUGUAAUUCGUUUGUAAGUAGGUGAAGUGUAUAUUUGAAGGUGGAAAUUGUUCCAUCAGUGUACAUAAGAGUGUUGUAACUGUAACCAUUAUUUGUAUAUUACAAAUGUGGCUUCCCUCAAGUUUCACAAAGACAAAAAAAAAUAUGCAUUCCGGAAACUAUGUGAUGUGAUGUCAGUCAAAUAUUAUGACAGUUAAAAAUAAAAAUUUUUUUAUUAACAAACACAUUUUUUAUUCUUUUAUUUUUUACUGUCUUUUUUCUCCUGAUUUUGUUGAACUUUGGUAUUAAAAGAAAAAGAUAUCAACUUAAAUUUACAUAUUUUGUUAUUAUUUUACAGUGGUAAAGUUUCGUAAAUUUUAGGUAAAUUAAUAAAGUAAUGAUUUGGGUGGUAGUGGCUGGCCCAUGGCCAAUGGCCAAGUCAAUCACGGGUUUAGCAGUGGCUUGCUGCACCAACAGUAUAGCUCUGUUCUUCUGCUAGGCUAUGUAAAUUUUUAGAUUAAAUCUGUUAAUUAUGCAGGGUUAUUGAGAAUGAUUGCCGGGAUUCAAAAACUGAUUUUUAUAUAAGAAGUUUAUAUCUUAAAAUGUUCAGAGAAGUCUUAAGUAUUACAUUAACUUAAAACACUUGGGUAUGGGUACCAUUUGUAGCUCUGAUGGAUGUUGAUUCAGUAUUUAAGCUCCUGCCACUUCUGAAUUGUGUCCACAGUUACAGUUUCGAGGUCUGGAAAGGUAUUGAUAAGGGCGAAAUCGGCACGCACAUCAACCUGUUCACUUCUAUGCGUGGGACACUGAACUGUCGCACUGUCUUUUUCGUUUGGUGGUGGGUG
This is a messenger RNA of Bacillus rossius redtenbacheri, 14022 nucleotides long. Its product is annotated as mitogen-activated protein kinase kinase kinase 11-like. NCBI's taxonomy places the organism in Eukaryota, Metazoa, Arthropoda, Insecta, Phasmatodea, Bacillidae. Gene Ontology annotation, molecular function: protein binding; ATP binding; protein kinase activity. The coding region runs from base 356 to 3577 and encodes 1073 amino acids. Gene Ontology annotation, biological process: signal transduction; protein phosphorylation. Gene Ontology annotation, cellular component: cytoplasm. The record is from RefSeq and is a predicted model, not a curated record. The transcript has 10 exons.